AUGAAUUUUGACGGCACACAGUUCUUGGGAGUCCCCAUUAAGUGGAUACCGCAUGAUCUGAACACUUCAGAUAAGCAUCUUCUGCAGUAUUUUGAAUCAGUCGCUGCCUCUUCCCUAAGAUGCAUUGGCCAAAGCUCUACAACACUACGCAGCACCUUGAUUCGUAUGGCACUCUCGGACGAUUCACCCACAUCUACCGGGCUAGUGAAUUCUUUACUCGCCCUCGCGUCGCUUCAUCGCUAUGGGCUGCAGCGCCAGGCGGUUCAGUAUAAGAUGGUCGCUCUAAAAGCGAUGAAGGAUUCUGUAACCUCUAUCAUCAAAGGAGUGGAUAUAAGUCAGCAUAUCGCGGCUGGUAUGCUGUUGUGCUCCUUUGAGGUGAGUGACCCUUUUUUGAAGAUGAUGGAUGUCACUCAGAUUAAGCAGGUGCAAACCGCGACGGUCACAUGUGGUCACUGGAUAUCAUAUGUUCAAGGGGCCAAGACUAUGAUAAACCUUGCAACCUCGCCUUCAUUUCUGAAUGCCGGGAGCGACUACUCAGUGUUGCUCCGCUGGGUUCACUACCAUGAUGUAAUGGCACAGUUCAGUCUCCGCCAUUGGGAGGGCUUCGGAGGGGCUUCUCUGAAUACGAAAAAGAGAACCAUCGAGGAUCUCAUAUUGAGGCUGCGCGAAAAUGUAAGCUUUCGUUCUCAAAGUCGCCCAUCCAAUAUUCUAGAUCUCCUUGAGGAGGUAUGCAAUAACGUCGUUGACCCGUCAGAUUCUCGGUACACCAAGGAAGACUAUAGAGAUUACCUCAAAGAGUUAGAAGGGAAGUUAAGACAAGAUAAACUUUCGGAGCUGGAUAUUUCGCUCUGGCCAGCUGAAGAGUGGACAGAGGCUUCCAGGAUGGCAGAGCUGUAUACUCUGGCGACUUUGUACGAGUUUCUAAAGCAGCUGUCCGACAAUCCCGCAAACAUCAUCAUAGGACUUGUACGAGAUACAAGCGUAGCGAACGAUAAAAUCCAAAAGCAGCUUCCGGGAAGACAAAACAUUCAUGUUUUGCAAGGGGACAUAACGGACUACAACUCACUUAAAAUCAAGAACUCUGUCGAAAAAGUCUCCCAAAUCACCAAUGGCUCGCUGGACUAUAUUAUUGCCAAUGCUGGUUUUGUUUCUCCUUGGUCUGAAUACAUCGACGUUGGCGAUUUGGGAAAAGAUCCAGAAAAGUUGAACAAGGACUUGGCAGACUGCUUGAAUAUCAACCUCAUCGGCAAUAUCCAUCUCUUUAACCUCUUCAUUCCUCUUGUACUCAGAAGCAGCAUCAAGAAGGUUGUGACGAUAAGCAGCGGACAUGCGGAUCUUGAUUUGGUCACCAAAUACGAGAUCUCGACAUCUGCGCCUUACACUAUUAGCAAGACAGCUAUGAAUGCGGCAGUCGCCAAAUAUAGCGCCCAAUAUAGCUCUCAGGGAGUUCUAUUCAUGAGUAUUUCACCCGGUGUGGUAGAUACUGGUCAUACUGAUAACUUGACCCCGGAUCAGCUGCAAAGUCUAACUAAGACAGGGUUGAAGUUCGCUGCUUAUGCACCACACUUCAAGGGCCCAAUUAGUCCAGAGGAGUCUGUGAGGCAUGUGUUGUCUGUCAUAGACAAGUCUAGCGUUGCUGGUGGAAACGGUGGAUCAUUCGUUUCUCACUUUGGAAACAAGCAGUGGAUAUAA
Molecule: messenger RNA, 1692 nt
Organism: Trichoderma aggressivum f. europaeum
Lineage: Eukaryota; Fungi; Ascomycota; Sordariomycetes; Hypocreales; Hypocreaceae
Product: transcriptional regulator family: Fungal Specific TF
Exons: 7
Coding region: 1-1692 (563 amino acids)
Molecular function (GO): oxidoreductase activity, acting on the CH-OH group of donors, NAD or NADP as acceptor
Source: RefSeq, a predicted model, not a curated record